UUCGCUCUCCGACCAAAACGAGCGAGGGUCGAAGAAAUCUUGCCCCUCUCUCUCUCUCUCUCUCUACACGUUCCUUUCGUGGAUUUCUGACCCUGCGUUUGAUUUCACACCCACUUCUCCUUUCUCUUUCUCUUUCUCUUUCUCUUUCUCGGGAAAAUCCGCAAGGCCUAUCGAUACAUCGAUUUUCCCCUCUGCUCAAAUCGCCACCGACAAUGUCGCGGGGCUACGAGGGCGCGGUUAUCGAGGUCGUCGCUAGUUUCGUAGGGGUAUCGGUGUCUUUAGGAGUUCGUCAAGCGUGAUGAUGACUUGCCUUUUCUGGGGGAUCUAUGGCUACUGAAAAUUCGUCUCUCUGAGAAAAGGGCUUGGCAUGGUUUCUAAGAGAAAAUAGUUGGAAGGUUCCUUUGGGUGGCGAUGUCUAUAAACUAAGGAGAAAUAAAGCGGUCUUGUUGUAAAUUUGAUCCAGUUUGAGAACAACUGAAAUGGAAGGUGACAUUUUUUCGGGCAUCAGUAAUGGAACAGCAGUCGAUGCCAAGACGUUGCAGAUGUUCCAAAAGAGCUUUCUGCAGGUUCAGGGCAUAUUGGAUCAGAAUAGGUUACUGAUCAAUGAGAUUAACCUAAAUCACGAGUCGAAGAUCCCGGAUAACUUGAGCAGGAAUGUAGGUCUGAUUAGAGAGCUGAAUAACAAUAUCAGAAGAGUGGUAGAUCUCUAUGCUGAUCUUUCCAGGUCAUUUACUAGGUCUGUGGAAGCUUCCUCCGAGGGGGAAUCUAGAUCAGAUGGUAAAUCCGUUCCGAAGAGAAUUAGAUCUGGGUAACUAAUGAAGGAAGGAUUCCCCUCAUUUAAUCUUUACCAUAGAAUAGACCAUGCGAUGAACAGGGAAGGAUGCAUCAAAAUAUUGGAUUGUUUUAUCCACUAGUACAGUAGGCUCUUUCUCUUUCUUCACCUGUCAUUACUUGAAUAAAAACAUGACAGUCAUGCAAAUCUGUAAUUGUAAUCAGUAAAACUCAUCUUAUGGAGGUUCAUAUCAA
Molecule: messenger RNA, 1026 nt
Organism: Rhodamnia argentea
Lineage: Eukaryota; Viridiplantae; Streptophyta; Magnoliopsida; Myrtales; Myrtaceae
Product: protein ELF4-LIKE 4
Exons: 3
Coding region: 480-812 (110 amino acids)
Biological process (GO): positive regulation of circadian rhythm; entrainment of circadian clock
Source: RefSeq, a predicted model, not a curated record